Vanessa atalanta (red admiral) is the source of this 1614-nucleotide messenger RNA. Its product is annotated as cytochrome P450 6B2-like. Gene Ontology annotation, molecular function: iron ion binding; heme binding; oxidoreductase activity, acting on paired donors, with incorporation or reduction of molecular oxygen. The record is from RefSeq and is a predicted model, not a curated record. NCBI's taxonomy places the organism in Eukaryota, Metazoa, Arthropoda, Insecta, Lepidoptera, Nymphalidae. The transcript is spliced from 3 exons.
AUGUUUAUUGUUUAUGUACAUUAAAUUAUUACAGCACUUUAAACUUUAUUUCAUUUGCGUUUCAUAUUUCGGAUCAUAGACAUGAUUUUACCAUUAACACUAUUAAUACUUAUUUUCAUCUAUAUUUAUUCAACACGAAAUCACGAUUAUUGGAAAAAAAGGAAUGUUAAAUAUGAAAGACCCUUACCAAUAUUCGGAAAUCAUUUUAAAACACUUUUUGGAAUGAAAGGUUUAGUUGACAUUUCAACUAGAAUUUACAACAAAUAUCCAGAAGAGAAAGUGUUCGGAUACUUCCGGGGACCAACUCCUGAGUUAAUAAUCAGGGAUCCAGAUAUUGUUCGAGAUAUUUUGAGCGUAGACUUCGCAUACUUCCAUCCACGUGGACUAAGUAGAAAUACCGAGAUAGAGCCACUGUUCAAAAAUAUUUUCCACGCUGAUGGUGACUUAUGGAAAUUAUUGAGGCAAAGACUGACUCCAGCAUUUACAACUUCUAAAUUGAAAAACAUGUUUCCACUUAUAGUGAAGUGUGCAGAGAAACUUGAACACGUUGGAAAAGAAAUUAUAGAUGCAGGUGGAGAGUGUGAUGUGCGCGAACUUAUGGCGCGUUUCUCAACAGAAUUCAUAGGAAGCUGUGGUUUUGGCAUUGAAAUGGACACAAUAAACAAUGAAAAUUCAAUUUUUAGAAAAUUAGGAAAGAAACUUUUUGCUCGUUCACUGAGGGAUGUUUUUCUGUUAAUGCUAUUGGACAUUUUUCCACAGAUAAAAAGAUUCAUCCGAAUCACUGAUAAGAAUUUAGAAGAAACGUUUACUAGCAUAAUGAUGAAAAUUUUUGAACAACGAAACUUUAAGCCUUCCGGAAGGAAUGAUUUCGUCGAUCUUGUGUUAGAUUUAGCUGGGAAGGGAAAAAUUGUAGGUGAUUCUGUCGAACACCGAAAUUCAGACGGUUCUCCUAAACAAAUCGAAUUAGAAAUUGAUUUAUCGUGCCUCAUUGCCCAAAUAUUUCUAUUUUUUAUAGCUGGCUUUGAAACAUCUUCGUCAAGUACUAGCUAUACAUUACAUGAACUUGCGUUUAACAUAGACGUACAGGAAAAGGUACAAGACGAGAUUGACCGGGUACUUUUAAAGUAUAAUAAUCGUUUGUGUUAUGAGGCUGUUGCAGAAAUGACACUUUUAGAAAUGGCAUUUAAAGAGGCGAUGAGAAUUCUACCGCCAGUGGGGAACUUGAAUAGAAUGUGUGCUUAUAAAUAUACAAUUUCUAAACUUGGAAUAACCAUAGAUCCUGGUGUAAAAAUAUUAAUUCCUAUACAAGCCUUGCAAAAUGACAAGCUUUAUUUCGAAAAUCCCGAAGUGUUCGAUCCAGAAAGAUUUGUAAAUUUAAGAACGAAUGAAAUCAACAAAUAUGUUUUCAUGCCCUUUGGAGAAGGUCCACGAGCGUGCAUAGGCGCUCGGCUGGGUCAAAUGCAGUCUCUAGCUGGACUUGCGGCUGUGUUACACAAGUUCUCAGUGGUACCAUCAGAGAAAUCCAAGAGGAAAUUAAUAAUGAAUCCUCGACUUAAUUUAAUACAAGGUGUUUUAAAUGGAAUCCCUCUUAAACUUGAGUUACGUAAGAAAUAA